Coccinella septempunctata (seven-spotted ladybird) is the source of this 1569-nucleotide messenger RNA. RefSeq lists its product as uncharacterized. NCBI's taxonomy places the organism in Eukaryota, Metazoa, Arthropoda, Insecta, Coleoptera, Coccinellidae. Gene Ontology annotation, biological process: spermatogenesis. Gene Ontology annotation, molecular function: myosin light chain binding. The transcript is spliced from 9 exons. The coding region runs from base 136 to 1503 and encodes 455 amino acids. The record is from RefSeq and is a predicted model, not a curated record.
AACAGUGGUAAUAACUUUCGCUUCAUUUGAUGUCUCUUUGACAAAAGCUCAAUUCUUUCGUUUAACUAUGUGAAAUGUUUUUUAAAUUUUUUGGUUGAAUUUCGCAACAAAAAUUAUGGAGGAUACUUUGUUAUAAUGGCAGGGCGGAAAGCUUUCAUUGUAAAAGUAGAAUUGGACGUCCAAGCAGUCACUUGUCCUGGAGUAUGGCUCUGUUCCAAUGGUCAAGUAUCUCUUCAAAUAUACAUGCUAGAUUCAUGUGUACAAACGUCAAGCUUCCGACCAUCUUUUCCAAUGUUGUUCCAUGAACAGUUUUUAUUCACAAAAACUCUUCCAACCAAGUAUCAUCUAGAAGACCUCAGUAAACAACUCAGUAGAGAAUGGCUGUAUGUUGAGCUAAUUCAGUGGGAAAAUUGUGAAUGUGGAAAUGUUUUGGCAUACUUUCAAAUACCAUUGAAUGAAUUCCUCUACCCUAAUGUUUGUGGAGGAGUGCCCAGUGGUUCAGAAGUAGAUUUAUUGAUGGAAACUACACCAGCUUUUCCUGGUACACUAGCACCAAAGUUGGAAGUGUGCACCAAAACCACGAUCGAAGAAACAAUUUGUUCCUGCAUCCAACGAAAACCAAACAUCAACACCGUAUUGAACCCAAAAACCAUCUUGUCCUGUAGGGGACGUCCCAAAGGCCACAGGGCUGUGUGCCACUCAUACAGUAAACAACACAGGAAUAAAAAAUGUAGACCCACGUGUCUGAUGAGGUGUAGAGUCUACGAAAGACCCCCGUGGAGGUACAGAAAGGUGGAGGAUGGCUUUCUGCAGCGCCAGCGAGUAUUGGAUUUGCCACUUAAGCCCACUCCCCAGUUGGAGUUGGAUGGUGGGCAAGAUGGAGGCCCCUAUGGUGGACCUAGGAGAACACACCCAGACAGAGGCAUGGAAAUACGUAAAAUACUGAAGGAAAGCUUGAGGAAGGCUUUAGGACAGCCUGUUACAACAGGUCCUUGCCAACCAGGAGAUCGUAUAUGCGAAUGCGGACGUGGACAUGCUGAGGCUGCAUGUGCUGUUUGUCAGAAGUACAGUGGAAUUUUUAGCAGCAAAAUAACCGAGCAGAAUGACGAUAAACAGGUUUUCUAUUCAACGGCUAACCCAGACAAAACUUUCUAUAAUCAACUGAUGAAUCAGGCGCGUAGGAAUGAUGGAAAACUUGGGGAAUUACGUCCAGAGGUUCAUAAGGCCCAAAAAAACUGUUCUCAAUGCAAGGCCCAUAUAGGACAGUCAGUUUGUGCAACAGCUCAUGAAAUACCAGAGUCAAAGGGCAACCUUUCCAAGAAACUACAUCAGAGGAUAUCUAGAACAUUGCAGAGUAUACCUAGAUAUUUUGAUGAAAUGAAAGAAAUGUGUCAUGAGAUUGGGGACUGUGAACAAUACCACACCACACAAUGUACUUGUGAACAGAUGCCAGAUAUGGGAAAAUUCUAUAAGGAACUAUUCCAAGAGCAAUAUAACAAGUAGAAUAUUCUUAGUAUUAUUAUUCUUUAUAUGUUUUCAAUAUACAUACUGAGUAUUGGUUUUUGAUUA